Phymastichus coffea is the source of this 849-nucleotide messenger RNA. RefSeq names its product muscle-specific protein 20-like. The record is from RefSeq and is a predicted model, not a curated record. Gene Ontology annotation, molecular function: protein binding. The transcript has 4 exons. The coding region runs from base 131 to 685 and encodes 184 amino acids. NCBI's taxonomy places the organism in Eukaryota, Metazoa, Arthropoda, Insecta, Hymenoptera, Eulophidae.
AAAAGCUUCGACCUGUUGCUCGCCAUCUCAUGCUAUAAAGCCAGCCACUCCAAUCUCAGCCGCUACAUUUUGCCCGUAGCCCUCAGCUCGACUUCUUGUAUACUCAAGGACAAACACCCGCUGCUUCGCAAUGUCUCUCCAACGCCAAGUCCACGCCAAGAUCUUGGCGAAGCGUGACCCACAGCAGGAAGCCGAAGCCAAGGAAUGGAUCGAAUCCGUGCUCGGCAAGAAAUUCCCCGCUGGAGUUGCCUUUGAAGACCAUCUCAAGGACGGUAUUGUUCUUUGCGAGCUGAUGAACGCUAUCCAACCUGGUUCUAUCAACAAGAUUAACACUUCCGGUGGAGAUUUCAAGAUGAUGGAGAACAUCAACAAAUUCCAGCAGGCAGCCAAGAACUACGGUUGCGCCGACGUCGAUGUCUUCCAGACCGUCGACUUGUGGGAGAAGAAAGACAUUGCGCAAGUCGUCACGACCCUGUUCGCUCUUGGUCGCGAGACCUACAGACACUCCGAGUACAAGGGACCUCACUUAGGCCCCAAACCCGCCGACGAGUGCAAGCGUGACUUCACAGAAGAGCAACUAAAAGCCGGCCAAACAGUGAUUGGUCUUCAGGCUGGUUCCAAUAAGGGAGCCACUCAGGCUGGCCAGAACAUCGGUGCUUCCCGCAAAAUUCUCCUCGGAAAGUAAACACCGUUGACCUGUCUUCGAUAUUUCCUGCAAUAUCUCUACGACGCUUCACAUUGAUAGCCCAAAAACCCAUUCGAUUUUCGAUAUCACUAUGACUUUUUAUUUUUUAUGUACAUAUACCAAUUACGCAUUAUAUAUAAUUAAUUAUAUAUAACUCUAAACGA